This is a messenger RNA of Mercurialis annua (annual mercury), 945 nucleotides long. RefSeq lists its product as uncharacterized. Gene Ontology annotation, biological process: proteolysis. The record is from RefSeq and is a predicted model, not a curated record. Gene Ontology annotation, molecular function: cysteine-type peptidase activity. Lineage: Eukaryota; Viridiplantae; Streptophyta; Magnoliopsida; Malpighiales; Euphorbiaceae. The transcript has 6 exons. Bases 1 to 945 code for a protein of 314 amino acids.
AUGAACAUCCGAGUCAUGUAUUGGCUGAGACUGUUUCAGAGUCAUUACCCUCAAAUUUGGUACAAGCAUUAUUCUCCUGAGGACAAUGAGAUUGCACCUCCCUUUGAGAUUGGUCUGCCUUUAUCAUGUUCCCAUAUCGACGUGCUGUUUUAUUUUUUGAGGGAGAAGCAAAAGUCGAGGUCUAAUGUGAGAUGCACCACUGCUGACAAUAUCUUUGAUAGACGCAUGCAAAGUUUGUAUGCUUCAUAUUUGUCGACUUCUGAUGCUGAAAAGUUUUUAAAAGGGGACGCUUUGAUUUUUGAUUAUAUGCGGGGUAAGAAGAUUUUUAUGGGUACUCCUUGGAGUGAAGUUGACGACGUUUUAUUUCCUAUUCAUGUGGGAAAUAGUUGGCAUUGGAUAUUGGCGCGUUUAUCGUUCAAGGAUAGGUGCAUUUAUAUAUACAACUCUAAAAAGUCACCUAUUCUCAACCGAACGGCGGCUGAAGUGGUUAUGGGGUAUUGUGUCCUGAUUCCAAGGUUGUUAGUCAUGGGUAAUCUACUAUCGUCUAUCAAAGCUAUUGAUUUGUCUUCUCCUGCUUAUGUUGGGAAAACCAAAUUUGAACCUUUUGCUUUGUCUCAAGUUGAUGGCUUACCAACACAAUCUGACAGUGAUUGUGGUGUAUUCGUGGCUGCAUUUGCUGAGUAUAUCAUCGAAGGGAGGAAGGUGCCUUUGCGUAUCUCGAUUGAAAAUAUGAGGUCUAGAUAUUGUACUUUGUUGUAUGCUCACGCACUGUCAAAGCAACCACCAAUGGAGGAAACCAAUACUCAAGCUGCACCAACUGUAGAAGAAGGACGAGGGAAAAGGAAGAAGAUCAAAGCAGAGAUUAAAGACAUUGGAGCUGAAUCAAAGGUUGAACAAGACAGGGGGAAAAGGAAGAUUAUCAAAAUAGAGAAUAAGUGCUCAUGA